CACGCAGUCGUUUGAAGAUGAAGGAAGCAGAGAGGAAGGGGAAGGCGGUGGUGGUCGGCGGCAGCAUCGCUGGGUUGUCGUGCGCGCACGCGCUGAUCGCCGCCGGCUGGGGAGUAGUGGUGCUGGAGAAAACAAGCUGCCCGGCGACGGGUUGCGCCACCGGUGCCGGACUCGGGCUCGACCCCUUGGCGCAGAAAGUCAUCAAGUCAUGGCUCGAUGAGCCUCAUGCGCUUGACCUCACCACGUUGCCACUCACCAUUGAUCAAAAUGAAGCAACUGAUGGGGAGAAGAAAAUCAAUUGGAUGCUAACAAGGGAUGAGAGCUUCAAUUUUAGGGCAGCACUCUGGUCUGAUCUGUACGGCCUUCUAUACAAGGCAUUGCCUCCAGAGACAGUCCGCUGGGGGCAAACAUUUCUUUCCUUUUGCGUUUCCGACGACGGAAACUGUGUGAGAGUGAAGGCUAAAGCUUCUCAAUCUGGAGAAAUAGUUGAGGUUGCAGGUGAUCUUCUUGUGGCAGCUGAUGGUUGUCUCUCUUCAAUACGGCAGAGUUUCUUCCCUGAGCAUAAAUUGAGAUAUUCAGGUUAUUGUGCAUGGAGAGGGGUCCUUGAUUUUUCGGAAAAUGAGGAUUCCGACACCGUUCUUGCGCUCAAGAAGGCUUUCCCUGAUCUUGGGAAAUGCUUAUAUUUCGACUUAGGGUCACGAACUCACUCUGUGUUUUAUGAGCUGUUGAACAAACGGAUCAAUUGGAUUUGGUACGUGAAUCAGCCGGAGCCUCAACUUACGGGGAACUCAGUAACCAUGAAAGUUAGCAGUGAUAUGAUUGCCAAAAUGCAUGAAGCAGCAGAGGAGGUUUGGCUACCGGAACUGGUGAAAGUUAUACAAGAAACCAAAGAUCCUUUCUUGAAUGUGAUUUACGACUGCGAACCCCUGGGCCAAAUUGUGUGGCAGAAUGUGGUUUUGGUUGGAGAUGCAGCUCAUCCAACAACUCCUCACGGUCUGAGGAGCACAAACAUGUCGGUAUUGGAUGCUGCAGUCCUCGGGAAGUGUCUCGAGAAGUGGGGAGUCGAGAAUCGAACUUCAGCUCUUCAAGAAUAUCAAUCCACUCGCCUGCCUGUCACAACGGAGCAGGUCCUGUUUUCACGAAGAUUGGGGCGUAUCAAGCAAGGUCUACGACUUCCUGAUCGCCAGCCCCUCGACCCAAUAGCAGCGAGUCGGGAAGAUUGUGAGGAGCUGCAGCAGAAGAAGAUGCCUUUCCUGUCAGAUACGCCUUCUAUUCUGAGUCAUAUCAAACAGUUGCAGAAGUUGAUAUGCUAUUCUUCUAUUUCUAAAACGUUGGAUCUAAAGCAUCUUUAUGUAAUUGUAGUUUUAGUUUGGGUUUAGGUUUAUGUACUCUUAUGUUUGAAGCAUCAUCCUAAAAAUGAAUAAAGAAUAAGUUGCUGUA
Molecule: messenger RNA, 1440 nt
Organism: Salvia miltiorrhiza (redroot sage)
Lineage: Eukaryota; Viridiplantae; Streptophyta; Magnoliopsida; Lamiales; Lamiaceae
Exons: 4
Coding region: 18-1379 (453 amino acids)
Molecular function (GO): FAD binding
Source: RefSeq, a predicted model, not a curated record